This is a messenger RNA of Ostrinia nubilalis (European corn borer), 1853 nucleotides long. Its product is annotated as selenoprotein K-like. The record is from RefSeq and is a predicted model, not a curated record. Lineage: Eukaryota; Metazoa; Arthropoda; Insecta; Lepidoptera; Crambidae. The transcript has 4 exons. Bases 153 to 422 code for a protein of 89 amino acids.
CAUUAAUGCAUUAAUGCACAGCAUUAAUGUCAUCACCAGUCAUCACGGUUUCUUUUCCUUUUUUCGUUAUUGGUUAUGAGAGAUUUUGAGUGUGUUGUUUGUUGGUAUAGUGUUUGAAUCCAAUCGAAAUUAAUAGUAAUCAAAAGAUAAAAAUGGUUUACGUUAUAGGAGACGGUACUGUGGUGAAGAGCUCACCGUUUAGUAUAACCAAUUGGAUUUAUGCAGUUAUAAACUUCUUAUAUCUGUUGUUCAAAACAAUGUUCGAUCCUAACUAUUCAAAACAUGGAGACAAAUAUGUAAGAGAUUUUAGGCCUCCAGGCAGUGGACCUCCAAAGCCACCAUCGAGGAAGUUCGGUGGAUUCGGGCCUUCGAACUCGGGGCCUCCGCCACCCCCGGCCGGCGGUUGCGGCUGCGGUGGCUAAAUUAACCUUUUAACACAUGCCCAACUCUCAACAUUUUGCCAGUCUAAUUUUUUAACAAGUAGGUAUACGAGUAUUGUAUCUUCAAAUAUCUGUAAAAUUUAAUCCAUUAACUAGUUUAAUUUAAAGCGAAUUUUCCAAAAAGUACCUGUUAAAAAUUAUGUUUUCUAAAUAAUUUGUUUAAAAGACACAGACUCAAUGUUAUAAAUUACUAUUUUAUAGCUAACACUGGAUUUCGUUAUCAAUAUUGUUAACAAUGUGGGUCAGUGGUGAUUUUUAAAUAUUCGUUGCGAUGUUGUAUUCCAAUUUAAGUGGCAUAUUUACCUAUUUUUUCUGUGAUUAAUAUGACUUAAACUUUACAAUGUGAACUUUCUGUGCAUUAUAGCAUAGUGCUAUUCCAAAAUCAUUGUUAACUCGUCAGAAUUUCAGCUGGUAAGCGAAUGAAUUUAAUGUAUGAAUUAUUAUUUGUAUCAAUAUUUUCCUGUUAGCAUUUAUUAAUGUAUUAAACUAUCUGUAAUCAAUAUAUUAUUCAAAAAUUAAACCUAGUAUAACGCUAUGUACAGUGAACAGCACAUCAGGCUAGAAUUCAGUCCAAUUAAUGCAGAAUAUCAUCUAAACUACUUAAGAUAUCACAAUGCUUAGUUUCUUGUGCAGUCGACUGUACAAAAAUUAGUAAUAUUGUAAUAUUCUCCAAUUAAUACAGGGUGUAGGGGAUAGGUUGGCGAAAGAUUAACUGCGACUGUCCCGAAUUAUAUCUUUAGCUUACGCUUGCUAGAGCCGAGUUAUAAACUAUAAUACUGUAAAGUUUCAUCAAAAUCCGUUCAGUAGAUAUUGCGUGAAUGAGUAAGAAACUUCAAUCUUCAUAAACCUCACACACACUCAUGAUAUUAGUAAAAAGGGUCGAGACUCGUGAAGUCUAAAUAUUGGAGCUUUAAGUAAACUAUCUACAUUUUCUUUGAAAUUGUAUUAGCGAUCUGCAUAAAGAAUGAUACUUCUUCUAAGCUGUGUUUAAAAGAACUGCCGUGUUUCGCCCGAGUGGCGAUAGUUAACCCUUAUUUUGGAUAUUGCAUAUAAUAAUUUACGACUUUCAUUGUUGUAUUUUACAAAUUCUUAAAUUUUUCAUCUACAACAAUGUGUUCAAGCAGUCUAAACAGACACCAAGGUUUUGUUAACCUUCACCUUACAUCCUGUAAUAUAAAUUAAAAGUAAUUUGUUAUUCUUUAAAAUCUCAAUUAAGUUUUAAUUUAGUAACUACAUAUUAUUAAUGUUAAAAGUUUUAGAGUGUAGUGAUUGGUCACUGAUUUUUCUUUUUUAAGUAUAUAAUUUCAUUUAUUACAUACUUAACACUUACGUGAAAUUUAUUAUUAGCUGUAAUUUAAUAAAAUAACUCAUGUAAUAGGUGUCUAUGAAAUAAACUCCAAUUACUUAAAAUAA